This is a messenger RNA of Oncorhynchus nerka (sockeye salmon), 567 nucleotides long. RefSeq lists its product as uncharacterized. The transcript is spliced from 3 exons. The coding region runs from base 1 to 567 and encodes 188 amino acids. The record is from RefSeq and is a predicted model, not a curated record. Lineage: Eukaryota; Metazoa; Chordata; Actinopteri; Salmoniformes; Salmonidae.
AUGCAAGGCAUCCGCCCUGAGGUGCGUGUCCCCAGCCCGGGACCACCAGUCCCGGCACCCCGCACCAGGCUGUCUCUACGUCCCACCAAUACAGGUGCUCCCGCCUGUCCGGCGCUACCAGAGUUUCCGCCCCUCAGUCCAGAGGCGCCAGAGCCCCUCAGUCCAGAGGCGCCAGAGCCCCUCAGUCCAGAGGCGCCAGAGCCCCUCUGUCCAGCGAAGCCAGAUUCUUCCUCCUCUCCAGCGCUGCCGGAGUCUCCCACCUGUCCGGCGCUGCCAGAGCUUCCGCCCCUCACGCUGCCGGAGUCUCCAGCCUGUCCGGCGCUGCCAGAGCUUCCGCCCCUCAGUCCAGAGGCGCCAGAGCCUCUCAGUCCAGCGGCGCCAGAGUCUCCCGUCUGUCCAGAGCUGCUAGAGUCUCCCGUCUGUCAUGAGCCGCCAGAGCCGCUAAUGCAGCAGCACGCGUGCUGUCCCUUUCACCUCACUGCCCACGGCCCUCUGGAGGUGGAGUACAUGUCACCCAGUGUGGCCAUGGCAGCACAGGACACUGCAGAGCGCAGGUUCUUCACCUGA